GAGUCUCCGUCUUUGGGGUUAAAGCCUGCGCCUCGCGGGCUCCAGGUUCCCACGCUCCGCUGUCGGGUUUUGGGGUCGCCCUGUAGGUUGAAACCCCGAACCUACUCAUUCCUCUCGCGGCGUGGCCCCUAGACGUUCCCAGUCCCGUAGCUCCGAGAGGGUCUGGAGGUCUGCGUCCAUGUCGGAUUAAAAUCGUUCUGAAGUGGGUACUGGUCCCUACUUUUUUGCCUUAGGCCUCACAUGACCUCGGGGAGGAUGCGAGGAAGAUGAAGAACUGUGAUGAUCCACUUCCUCUUGGUGAAUGACUGAUCUUACCUGAGAAAGAGACUCAGAGGAAGAGGAAAGAAAGAAGAGGAGGGAAUGGCUGUUUCUCAGGGACUGUUUACAUUCAAGGAUGUGGCCAUAGAAUUCUCUCAAGAGGAGUGGGAGUGCCUGGACCCUGCCCAGAGGGCCUUGUACAGGGACGUGAUGUUGGAGAACUAUAGGAACCUGCUCUCUCUGGAUGAGGAUAACAUCCCUCCAGAAAACGUUUUCUACCCUGCCCAGGAACUUAGAGAGACCUUAGUCUUCCUGAUUUCAUAUUCUUCUAAGAUUUACCUCUGAAAGUUGGUUUUGAAAUACACAUUCUGAAUGGGCAUGGUGGCUCACACCUAUAAUCCCAGCACUUUGGUAGGCCUAGGUGAGUGGUUCACCUGAGGUCGGGAGUUCAAGACCGGCCUGACCAACAUGGAGAAACCCCACCUCUACUAAAAAUACAAAAAUUAGCUGGGUAUGGUGGCGCAUGCCCGUAAUCCCAGCUACUCGGGAGGCUGAGGCAGGAGAAUCACUUGAACCCGAGAGGCAGAGGUUGUGGUGAGCCGAGAUUGUGCCAUUGCACUCCAGCCUGGGCAACAAGAGCGAAACUCUAUCUCAAAAAAAAAAGAAAAAAAGAGGCAGUGCAUCCUGGGUCAGCGUAGCUAUGGUGUCUCGUGUCCUUUCAGCCUAUGUCCGCUGCCUGCCCGUGGCCUUUGCGCUGCCCCGGGUCCGGAUGCAGACCGUGGCCCGGCCUCUUAGCACCGGUCUGUGCUCCGCGGGGACCCAGACAAGGCUCGGGCCUUUGCAGCCAGCCUUAAAGCUCGUGCAGGUUCCUGGUAGAGUUACACAGUUGUGCCGCCAGUAUAGCAACAUGCCCCCUUUGACAUUAGAGGGCAUCCGGGACCGUGUUCUUUAUGUAUUGAAACUCUAUGACAAGAUUGACCCAGAGAAGCUUUCAGUAGAUUCUCAUUUUAUGAAAGACCUGGGCUUAGAUAGUUUGGACCAAGUGGAGAUUAUCAUGGCCAUGGAAGACGAAUUUGGGUUUGAAAUUCCUGAUACAGAUGCUGAAAAGUUAAUGUGUCCACAAGAAAUUGUAGAUUACAUUGCAGAUAAGAAAGAUGUAUAUGAAUAAAGUAUCAGACCCUUUGGCUUUGGGGAGAGAGGACUCAGAUGAUAGUGGCGAAUGUCUGGCAGUGAGGACACAUUUUCGCAUCAUUGCUGACUCUGACAGAGUGAUUCUGAUGGACUUGUAUUUAAAUUGUGUAAGUGUUUUACUCUUUGAAAAUAAAUCUAUAAAACCAAAAAAAAAAA
Molecule: messenger RNA, 1605 nt
Organism: Piliocolobus tephrosceles (Ugandan red Colobus)
Lineage: Eukaryota; Metazoa; Chordata; Mammalia; Primates; Cercopithecidae
Product: acyl carrier protein, mitochondrial
Exons: 5
Coding region: 959-1426 (155 amino acids)
Biological process (GO): fatty acid biosynthetic process
Cellular component (GO): respiratory chain complex I; mitochondrion
Molecular function (GO): acyl carrier activity; acyl binding
Source: RefSeq, a predicted model, not a curated record